GGCUUUAAGGAGAAGGAUGAAUUAAUAAAUAAAUGGAAGGGGGGAAGGGAAAGCGCGCCCGGGGGCACCCCGAGUCGAGGCGGACAAAGGGAGGACGAUGCCGCCGCCACCGGCCCGGCUCGGUUCGGCUCCGCUGGGCGCGGAGCUGCCGCCCCUUUGUUCGGCGCGGCAGCGAGGGGCGAUCCGCGCCAGCCCCGCCACCGCCACCGCCACCGCCAGCGCCAGCACCGCAGCGGCAGCGGCGGCAGCAGCGGCAGCCCCACCGCCCGCCCGCGCUCCCGCCCGGGAGGUGCCGGUACCUGUGUCCGCUGGCCGCGGUGCCUGCGCGCCGCUGCGCCCCUGCGGCGGUGCGGCGCGUCCGGCGGAGCGGUGCGGCGCGACUAGCAGCGCCGAGCAGGAGGAAACGAGUGCCCUCCUCACAGAAAAAGCAUCCCACGGCGCUGUCACCGCGGCUGCCCGUCCCUGCGCCUGGGCCCUGGCUCUGCUCCUCCGCGCCCGCUUUUCUCCCCGGCCCCACGGGGGACUGGAGUCUGGAGCCGGUGCCGCUCUACCAACCAGGCUUUGGGGACAGGUUUGUUCCCGGAGCCGUCUGCUGCUGGAGGAGGCAACACGGGAGCGCGGUCUGGCAGGUGCCUGGGAGGCUGGGACAUCUCUGCUCUGCCCUGCCGCCUCCCAAACGCGCGGUCCCCGACACCGGAAAGUCCCGGUCGCAGCGGGAGAACAAAGUACGGCCGGGGCGAUCGGCGGUGAAAAUGAGCGGGGCAGUGUUUUGUUUUGCGUCGGGUUUCACAGAACCGAAAGCAGGUCCUCUUCCCCUGCAGGCGAACGGGCAUAUGACUCAAACAUGUCCUUCCUCUCCUACCUGCAUCCCCCGGUUCUUUAAAUGAGAAACCUUGUUUUCAUUGUUUGGCUGCUAGAGGGAACAUGAUGUUUCAUGGACUCAGGACCAAGAUGGGGCACGGACAAAGAGGAGAUUUUGCAGGGAUUGGGAAGAUUUUACAAGUAUAGAUUAAAAUUUAAAAAACUGAGGUUCAUCCAGGCACGAAGUCCAGCAGAAAUGCAGGAGAGAAAUGGACAGCACUGUCUGUAAAGGAUUGUGUAAGCAAGAAUGGCAAAACCAUGGUCUGAAUAAAUCCAUUGCACUAAUGAUUUUCUAUAUAUGAAUUUCCUGUAUAAAGUUAUAUGGGGUCAGUCUUUGGGGUUCCCCUGUAUAGCAGAGGAUCCUGAGCCUGAAAAAGAGAAGCAGAUUUUGUAAGGGAUUUGAAUAUCAUGGAGUGACUCUGGAUUGCAGAUUUUAAGCAUUACUAAAUCAGGGAAUAAAUUGUUGCUAUUGCUGUUACAUACCAGGAUAUCUCACUAAUCCACACAAUCCACUAAGUUGCUGUAGUUUUAGUCUGUGUUUAUUUUAGAUGAAAUUAUGGCCUGGACAGUUAAUUUUUCUUAGUUUAUCCAUAUAAAUCAAAUAUAAAUAAGGUAUCAAACAGAAACCAAAACAUGACCUGUGUUUUUAGUACACUCCCCAUCAUGUGAACCUGCCAAUGAUAGAGCUCUGCACCCGGUUUACAAGUCAAACACAAAGGCAAAGAAAAACCACAGGUCUUCUUGAAAAGUAGCCAGUUGGCAUUAAAUUCCCUUGCUUUAAUGCUCUGGCUAGCCUAUUUUGCUUAUAUUUGAGACUGCCUAGCCAUUAUGGGAUUGCCUGCACUGGUCCUUUCCUUACAUCAAGCUAAUUACAAAUUAACUUAAGGCACUUAGCUGGGCUGAGAGGCUGGAGCUGGUCCUUUCUGAGUUUGGAAAUGCCUUUUGCUUUACAGUGGCUGAUUCCUAAAGUGAGGGGCAAACACACAGGAACCAAACUGGAACCAAAGUGGUCACACUGGCUUUUGAAAAAAGUGAGCCUCUCAAGUUAACUGACAGUCAGCUACCUGGAAAUAAAAGCCUCUCAUAUAUCCAAAGGUUUUCACUGGGAUUUUCAAGAUCGCCUGGGCAAUUUAAAAUCCUUCAAAGGAAUGCACUAUAGAAUGAGAAAUAUAAGUAUUAUUAAAGAAUGUUGCUGAACUGAAAGCCAGCCAGUUUCAUAAAAAUGAGCUAAAAAAGUAAUAACAGGUAGUCUGUCUCCUGCUGGAUGCUAUAUGAACCGUAUGUUUUGUAUUUUGGAAGUCACUCUAAAACAAUGUUUUUUUCUUCACUAUUGCUGUUGGGAAGAACAGUAGAAGAACUAUGUAUAAAUGAGAUUAAAGUAAUCUAAUUAAAAAAAAUAAACAAUGUGCUUUCAUCUUCAA
Pyrgilauda ruficollis (rufous-necked snowfinch) is the source of this 2282-nucleotide messenger RNA. Its product is annotated as formin-like protein 3. The record is from RefSeq and is a predicted model, not a curated record. The transcript has 3 exons. Bases 33 to 887 code for a protein of 284 amino acids. NCBI's taxonomy places the organism in Eukaryota, Metazoa, Chordata, Aves, Passeriformes, Passeridae.